Molecule: messenger RNA, 1783 nt
Organism: Heterocephalus glaber (naked mole-rat)
Lineage: Eukaryota; Metazoa; Chordata; Mammalia; Rodentia; Bathyergidae
Product: putative ATP-dependent RNA helicase DDX28
Molecular function (GO): nucleic acid binding; ATP binding
Source: RefSeq, a predicted model, not a curated record
AUGGCCCUGAGAGAGGAUUCUCAGCUCAGAUCCCAGAAAACCAUAAUUGGGGCUCCUCACCUCUCGGUUACUUCUGAGGACCCCCUGCAGGUAGUGCACAUUCCCAGGGCCCUACAGUGGCGGCAAGAACGGUCACAGAGCAGGCCUCAGAGUCCCCGGCGACUAAUGCUUGUGAGACCUGGACCACUGCUAGUCUCAGCGCGGAGGCCAGAGUUCAACCAAUCCGCACGCCUCACGCUGGGCCGUUGGGACUGUGAGCCUCUAGCCUCGCGUGGCUGGAGGCACCGGUGUUCGCGUCAGGAUCAUUUUUCUAUGGAGCGCGCGCAACACGAGCCGCCAGAGCUGCGGAACCUCUCUAGGUGCAGCUUCGAGGGCCUAGAUCUGGAUCCCCAUGUACUGCAUGCACUAUAGGAGGCUGUGCCAGAAGUCGUUCGCCCCGCAUCUGUGCAGUCAAGCACCAUCCCCGCGCUGCUUCGUGGCCGCCAUGUCCUUUGUGCCGCGGAAACCGGCAGUGGCGAGACUCUCGUCUACCUAUUACGUCUGCUUCAAUGGCUCAUGGGUCAGCCACUCCUGGACUCCCACCCUAUCCCCACACCCCAAGAAAUGGUCCUUGUGCCUUCGCGAGAACUAGCUGAACAGAUACACGCUGUGGCCCAGCUGUUGAGCAGCUCCUUGGGCCUACAGGUGCGGGAGCUAGGGGGAGGCCAUGGCAUGAGAAGGAUCAGGGAGCAACUAUCGAAACAGCAGUCAGCAGAUGUGCUAGUCGCCACUCCAGGAGCUCGGUGGAAGGCCCUGAAAGAUCAUCUGGUCAGUCUAGAGCAGCUCUCCUUCAUGGUGUUAGAUGAGGCAGAUACGCUUUUGGAUGAAAGCUUCCUAGAACUGGUAGACUACAUCUUGGGAAAGAGCCAUAUAGCUGAAGUCCCAGCUGACUUAAACAACUCUUUCAGUCCCAAAGUUGAGUUAGUGCUGGUGGGAGUCACCUUUCCUGAAGGUGUUGAACAGUUGCUAAGUAAAGUCACCAACCCAAACUCAGUAACCACCAGCACCAGCACCAAGCUUCACUGUAUCAUGCCUCAUGUCAGACAGAUAUUUAUGAGGCUGAAAGGAGGAGACAAAGUGGCAGAGUUGGUGCAGAUCCUCAAGCAGCAUGACAAAAAACACAAGACUGGACCCUCUGGAACUGUCCUAGUGUUUUGUAACAGCUCCAGCACUGCCAACUGGCUGGGAUAUAUUUUAGAUGACUACAAAAUCCAACACUUAAGUCUACAGGGAGAAAUGCCAGCUUCAAUGAGGGCAGGUAUCUUUCAGCGUUUUCAGAAGAGCUCCGACAUACUUCUCUGCACAGACAUAGCUUCUCCAGACCUGGACAGCACCCAUGUGGGACUAGUUGUCAAUUAUGAUUUCCCCCUCACCCUGCAGGAUUAUAUCCACAGAGCAGGGAGGGGCCAUGUGGGAAGUGAUGUGCCAGGCACCAUCAUGAGCUUUGUGACCCAUCCCUGGGACAUGAGCCUGGUACAGAAGAUUGAGCUCGCAGCUGGUCAAAGGAGAACCCUUCCAGGACUAGUGUCCUCAGCGGAAGAGCCUUUGUCUCAGCAAGCCUGAUUUGAGUUGGCUUAAGUGUGAUGUUAGAGCAGUGAUAUUUCUCCAUGACUUGGGUGGGUGAACACACUUGUAAGAACAAGGUUUGGGUUUGUCCUAUUGCCUCCCGGAGGGCAUGGUGAGCUGUUUGUGGCCUUGAAAGGUAAACUGUUGGCUAGGGUUAGAGGCUCUCUUUCAUGCAAUA